GCGCAGAGAGGACAGACAGCAGGUUUGCUGCUACUGCGGACAGUGAAAGACAGAGACAAAGUUAGCGUCCUCCUCAUCCUUCUCUCGGCCCUGUCUGUGGUCACAGGAGACAGCGACACACAGUUACUCGGGAGCCCGGCAGACAUGACGAGCUCUCCAGGCCUGUGUCGCUGAGCUGUUGAAUCCAGAGUUCACGCUCUCGUUCUCACCGCCAUGGCUGACAGAGAGGGACCGCCUAUCCCCCCCGGCCAGGUCUACAUCGAGGUGGAGUAUGACUAUGAGUACAAGGCCAAAGACAAGAUGGUGGCUAUCCACCAGGGAGAGUGUUACCUGCUGGUGAAGAAGACUAACGAGGACUGGUGGCAGGUGAAACGAGAGGAGGGAACGAAGGCCUUUUAUGUGCCGGCACAGUACGUCAGGGAGGUACGCCGGGCGCUCAUGCCCCCUCAGAAGCCCACGUUGCGGGCAAAGCCCACUGUUUUGGAUAUUUGCCGGGCGUCCGACGAGAACCUCAACAGGCCUCUGCUGGAAAUGUCCAGCUUUGGACGUCCGUCGCCGUCCUCUACCCCGUCACCGUCCUACGACCGCGUCACACCACCUGUUCUACCAAAGGAUGGUAACCAGAACAUGGGGAGUCCCCAUCACUGCAAAGUGGUCGCUGAGCUGGUGCUGCUUCACAACAACAACAACCAUCACCAUGGCAACAUCGCCACGCUCCCACAGACACGCGCAGACUCGCCUCCCCUCAGAGUGGGGGACAGUGAUAACAGAAGUCCAGACAGCGAAAAGACCGCACCACCACCGUGUGGCCCACCAGGAGACGGUCUCCACAAACUCCGCAACGAUUCAGAGUCUGGGGACGAGCUGAGCAGCAGCUCCACGGAACACAUACAGACGACGUCGCCUUCAGGUCAGGGCCGGUCCGAUUCACCAGUCUACACCAACCUCCAAGAGCUGAAGAUCUCACAGUCCAGCCUGCCGCCCGUCCCUUCAGGAUCGCCACUCCACAUCCUGGGUGACUGGGAGACCCACAAAGACCUGAGCGGCAGGCAUUUCUACUACAACCGUGCCACUGGAGAACGCACGUGGAAACCGCCGCGCACCAGGGACGCCAGCGGCAGCACCAGCAGUUUCAGAGGAGACAAUCAGACGUCAGUGGAGAACGAGCUGCUGUCCUCAGAGGAAAACUGUCACAGCACCCACUCCAGUCAGUCUGACAGCCAGUACGGGUCGCCCCCUAGAGGCUGGUCUGAGGAGCUGGAUCAACAUGGACACACCCUCUACGUGUCUGAAUACACGCAGGAGAAGUGGAUAAAGCAUCUGGAUGAACAGGGACGACCUUACUACUACAGUGCUGAUGGAUCCAGGUCAGAAUGGGAACUGCCCAAGUACAAUAUCUCCCCUCAGUCCGGCGAGUUUCCCAAGAGUCACAGUCUGGAGAGGAAGCAGCAGCAGGAGCCCAUCGUCCUUACCAAGUGGAGACACAGCACUUAUGUUUUAGACCUCAAUGACAAGGAGGGUUCUCCAGUGCCCAGGCAGAGCUCUCCAGAUUCUGACUCCUGCCCCUCAUCUCCUAAGCACCCCUCGACCCCUUCAGAGAAGUGUGGCGUCCUCAAUGUGACCAAAAUCACUGAAAAUGGAAAGAAAGUCAGGAAGAAUUGGACCUCGUCGUGGACAGUGCUGCAGGGUUCCACUCUGCUCUUUGCCAAGGGUCAGGGGGCCAGCACCAGCUGGUCUUACUACCACAGUGGCUCCAUCCCAGAGCUGCUCCUCACUCUCCUUAGCAACUGGAGGCGCUCAGUCAAGCCCCGCCCUGCUGUCGCCUUUGUGAACUGUAGGCCUGUGCAGGCGGCUGCUAAGUUCGGCAGCAACCAAUCAAAGCCUGAGUUCAUGGUGGAUCUACGAGGCGGGUCUGUGGAUUGGGCAUCCAAGGACAAGUCCAGCAAGAAACAUGUCAUUGAGCUAAAGACGCGUCAGGGAACAGAACUGCUGAUCCAGUCAGAGAUCGACAGCGUGAUCCAUGACUGGUACCGGGCUCUUACAGAGACCAUCAACACACAUGUCUGGGAGUCCGAUGAGGCCAUUGAGGAGGACAUGCCUGAGUCUCCUGGAACUGAGAAACAAGACAAGGAGAAAGAACACCGGGACUCCAAGAAGAACAGAGUGAUGAAAACAUCGCUGAGCAUGGACUCGUCUGACCAGAAGAAAACCCGGAUGAAACUCAAGAAGUUCCUCACGCGUCGACCCACGUAUCAGGCGGUCAGAGACAAAGGCUACAUCAAAGAUCAGGUGUUUGGGUGCAGCCUGACCAGUCUGUGCCAGCGGGAAAACACAUGGGUGCCCAACUUUGUCAAAAUGUGUAUCGAUCAUGUGGAAAAUACAGGUCUCAGUGUUGAUGGUUUGUACAGAGUGAGUGGGAACCUGGCAGUGAUACAGAAGCUUCGCUUUGCUGUGAAUCACGACGAGAAGGUGGAUCUGAAUGACAGUAAGUGGGAAGAUAUCCACGUCACCACUGGAGCUCUGAAGAUGUUCUUCAGGGAACUCCCUGAGCCUCUCUUCACAUACGGAUCCUUCAAUGACUUUGUCAAUGCCAUCAAAUGCUCGGACUACAAGCAGCGAGUAAAUUCAAUCAAAGACUUGAUCAAGAAGUUGCCAAAACCCAACCACGACACAAUGCAGAGCCUAUUCAAGCACCUGCGGAGGGUGAUUGACCAUGGGGAGGCAAACCGCAUGACCACUCAGAGCGUGGCCAUCGUGUUCGGACCCACGCUGCUGCGACCUGAGACAGAGACGGGCAACAUCGCGGUCCACAUGGUCUACCAGAACCAGAUAGUGGAAGUUAUACUGCUUGAGUAUGAGAGCAUCUUCGGGAGGUAGAGGCUCACAGGAGGACGCUUUGACUUCUUUUCCUUUGCUUUCGAUUGAGCGACGACGUGGACCAAGCAAGCAGUUUUGGACAAAAAUGAAAUAAAGUCAGAUUUCCACUCAGUGAUGGGACAGUUUAUGCAGGUGUUGCACUUACAGAAGUUUUGAAGAUAGUUAAAACAUGUUUAAAAAAAAAAAAAGAUGUACAGAUUUCUCUUGCUCUUUGCAGUCACAGCUCGGAGCAGCUUGGAUGGUGGACAGGUGAUUAAUUGUUCACACUGGAUUCCUGUGGCCAGUAAAGUUAAGCUCAGACGUGGAAGCGGUGGUGCUCUUUUUUCCCCAGACGGAACCGGUUGAUCGGCAGAUUGUGGCGACAAACCAAACGCUGCUUAUUUGGCAUCGACUUCCUCACCUCUCUGGAGAAAUGAUGGCAAUCUGAGCUGGAUGCGUUUCGUGUGUCUUUGUGGAUAUUUUGUCUGUGAUAUUUCUGCCCUUUUGUGAUUUUGAAUCAGGUAGAAGAGAAAAUAAUCAGUAUUAAGUCAUCGGAUUGUCCUUUGGUACUUGGAUGAACUGGAAGUGCAGAGCCCACAAUCCCACUUAUUUAAGUGACACCACCGACCUCAUCUCCCUCCCCUCACUCACCUCUACUUCCUCUACUGAACCCGUGUUCACCAUUAACUCUGUGACGCGAGCGUCCCAUGACUUGAAUGAUGGGAAGACAGAGCCUCUGUUUGUUUGUGUGUGUGACUGAAUUAUCCCAAAUGGAAUAAAACCUUGAGCAGAA
Solea senegalensis (Senegalese sole) is the source of this 3649-nucleotide messenger RNA. It is a transcript of the gene arhgap12b, whose product is annotated as Rho GTPase activating protein 12b. Gene Ontology annotation, biological process: regulation of GTPase activity; signal transduction. Bases 214 to 2877 code for a protein of 887 amino acids. The record is from RefSeq and is a predicted model, not a curated record. Gene Ontology annotation, molecular function: protein binding. Gene Ontology annotation, cellular component: cytoplasm. Lineage: Eukaryota; Metazoa; Chordata; Actinopteri; Pleuronectiformes; Soleidae. The transcript has 19 exons.